Messenger RNA from Sparassis crispa, 336 nucleotides. RefSeq lists its product as hypothetical. The coding region runs from base 1 to 336 and encodes 111 amino acids. The transcript has a single exon. The record is from RefSeq and is a predicted model, not a curated record. NCBI's taxonomy places the organism in Eukaryota, Fungi, Basidiomycota, Agaricomycetes, Polyporales, Sparassidaceae.
AUGUCAAAUAUCACAUAUGGGCCAACAGCGGCGGUGGCCGUGAGGCCCAUCGCUCCUGCCAAACACUGCAUCCCACCACGCAUUGCUCCGUCCGUUCUCAAAGACAUGGUGAACAAGUCUCAAGAGAAGACAGCGGCACUUGAAGCCGACCUCACAAAGUGGUAUGAUGACGCGGUGACGUACUCAAAGACACUCUCCGACAAGUAUGGCAAGAAGAGCGAGUACUACCUCCACAUGAUGUUUACGGGAGGUGCAAGCCUGCAGAACCGCAGGAAGACAACUGCAUUCAACGCAUGGUCUCACCAUUUGGCAAAGACUGCCAACGAAGGUCAGUGA